This is a messenger RNA of Ilex paraguariensis (yerba mate), 423 nucleotides long. The record is from the annotation of a GenBank genome assembly. Lineage: Eukaryota; Viridiplantae; Streptophyta; Magnoliopsida; Aquifoliales; Aquifoliaceae.
AUGGAGACUAUACCAUUUCAUGGUAAAUAUCUACAAAGUGGAGGAUUUGGGAUGGCAGUUUUUAGUGUGACAUCGACGACAAAGGUCCGGAUUAGCCCAUUCGUGGCCACAUUGGUUGCGAAUCCGACGCUUAUGUCGGGUUUGUUUGCUUGGAUCGCAGCACAAUCGAUGAAGGUGUUCUUGAAUUUUUGUGUGGAGCGAAAAUGGGACUUGAGGAUUUUGUUUGCGUCUGGAGGGAUGCCUUCGUCGCAUUCGGCUUUGUGUACUGCUUUGACUACUUCAGUGGCUAUAUGUCAUGGAGUAGCAGACUCUUUAUUUCCUGUGUGUUUGGGGUUUACUUUGAUUGUAAUGUAUGAUGCUAUCGGGGUUCGAAGGCAUGCUGGCAUGCAAGCUGAGGUAAUUGUUUUUAUAGUUUGUAGAUAG